This is a messenger RNA of Colius striatus (speckled mousebird), 5689 nucleotides long. RefSeq names its product GRB2 associated binding protein 2 (gene GAB2). NCBI's taxonomy places the organism in Eukaryota, Metazoa, Chordata, Aves, Coliiformes, Coliidae. The record is from RefSeq and is a predicted model, not a curated record. The transcript has 10 exons. The coding region runs from base 174 to 2231 and encodes 685 amino acids.
CUUCCCCGCUCGCAGCCGAGCGACGGCGGCGGGGGGAGGCGCUGGUGUCGUGUGUCCCCCCCCGCCCUUCAUCCAUCCAUCCAUCCAUCUAUCCAUCCAUCCACCCACCCACCGCCCUCCAUGGGCCGGCGCUGCCGGCGCUGAGCGGCGGGAGGCAGCGGCCGGCAGCCGCGAUGAGCGGCGGGGAGGUGGUGUGCUCGGGCUGGCUCCGAAAGUCACCGCCGGAGAAGAAGUUACGGAGAUAUGCAUGGAAGAAACGCUGGUUCGUCCUGCGCAGUGGUCGGAUGAGUGGUGACCCCGAUGUCCUGGAGUACUACAAAAAUGACCACUCCAAGAAGCCUUUGCGUGUCAUCAACCUCAACUUCUGUGAGCAAGUGGAUGCAGGCCUUACCUUCAACAAGAAGGAGCUGCAAGACAGCUACAUCUUUGACAUCAAGACCACUGACAGGACCUUCUACCUGGUGGCUGAGACCGAGGAGGACAUGAACAAGUGGGUUCGCAGCAUCUGCCAGAUCUGUGGCUUCAACCAGUCCGAGGAGAACACAGACACCCUGAGGAGCAUGGCCUCCAUGAGCCACGCACCACGGUCCUCCCCGGCAGAGCUCAGCGGUACCGGCCACCACCUGCUGCGAGAGCGCAAGUCCUCGGUGCCGUCCCACUCCAGCCAGCCCACCCUCUUCACCUUCGACUCGCCCACGGGCCACCUCCAGAGCACCCUGUCUGCCAGUGCACCCCAGGACUACCUUUUCCUCCACCAGUGUAUGAGCAGGAAGUCAGAAAACGCAAGGAGUGCCAGCUUCUCCCAAGCCACGAGAUCCGCCUUCUUCAUGCGGAGCGACACAGCAGUCCAGAAGCUCUCUCAGGGCAACGGGCACUGUGUGAACGGGGUUGGCGGGCAGCUGCACGGCUUUUACAGCCUGCCGAAACCCAGCCGGCACAACUCGGAGCUGAGGGACAGCGCCUACGACCUCCCGCGUGCCUUCGGCUCCUACGCGCACCCCAAGGCGAGCCUCACCAGCUCCGAAACGGACAACGAGGAGGUCUACACCUACAAAACUCCCAACAACACCCUGUGCAAGGAGUUCGGGGAGCUCUCCACGGACUCCUACGACAUCCCUGCCACCCCUCUCUCCAUCUACCAGAUCCCCAGGACAUUUACACUGGAUAAGAACCACAACGCUCUAGCCAUGGCCGGCAGUGACUCGCCCGCCGCGCCGCCCCCACGGCCCCCCAAACCUGGGCAGACGGAGCCACGCUGGGGUAGCCCUCCACAGAGACCCCAGCCCGGUGAAAGCUUAGGGCUGGCCCCCAUGGCAGCCACCAUUCCCCGGAGAAACACGCUGCCAGCGAUGGAGAACAGCAGGUUGCACCGAGCUUCUUCUUGUGAGACGUACGAAUACCCUCAGCACGGAGGCUCCAGCACUGUGCAGUCAGUCGAGUCGAUGAAUGACGGCUACAACUCCUACCUGCACAUCCUCCCCCAGCAAGCCAAGGCAGCGGUGGCCCGCUCCCACAGCACCGACUCCGAGGACAACUACGUCCCCAUGAACCCCGGUUCCUCGCCCCUGAUCCACGCUGAGAAAGCCAACGACAACGCCCAAAGCCUCUACAUCCCCAUGAGCCCCGGGCCACACCACUUUGACCUGGUAGGGUUGUCCUCAGCCACCCUCCCCGUGCAUAAAGGAGGAGCCAUGGGCCAGUGCCACAGACGGUUGAGUGAAAUCCAACCCCCGCCAGUCAACCGCAACCUCAAACCCGACCGGAAAGCAAAGCCAUCACCACUGGACCUGAGGAACAACACUGUCAUCGAUGAACUUCCCUUCAAAUCGCCAGUCACGAAAUCCUGGUCCAGGCCAACGCAGAGCUUCAACGCUGGCUCUCUGCAGUACUGUCGCCCUGUCUCCUCCCAGAGCAUCACCAGCACUGACUCAGGAGACAGCGAGGAGAACUACGUGGCGAUGCAAAACCCCAUUUCUGCUUCUCCUGUUCCUAGUGGCACCAACAGCCCAGCACCUAAAAAGAGUUCGGGGAGUGUGGAUUAUCUGGCCCUGGACUUCCAGCCCAGCUCACCAGGGCCACACAGAAAGCCCUCCACCUCAUCAGUCGCCUCGGAUGAGAAGGUUGACUACGUGCAAGUGGACAAGGAGAAGACCCAGGCGCUGCAGAACACCAUGCAGGAGUGGACGGACGUGCGGCAGUCCUCGGAGCCCACCAAGAGCACGAAGCCGUAGUGCCUGGGGCAGGCGGCGAGAUGGGCAAACGUCCCUGGCUUCCCCAGCCACGGCCCUGCCGGGCUCAGCUCCACUUGGGCUGGAUUUCUAAGACUUGCCUGUGGAGGGGAGGGGGUCUGCAAUGUUGGGGGUUUUUUUUAAGUCAAAAAGAGAAUUGAUUUCAGGGGAAGACUUGGAGGAUACUGUUUGCCAGUGAUAGAGACCAACGAUGUUUGGUGGCUAGUUUUGUGCUUUAGGUGCUGGAUGCACUAUCCAGGAACUUCAACUCAGCAAUACCAGAUUUCACCCUACACACCUUUUGCCUACAGCUAUUAAAGCCACCUUGUACGUGCUAACACUGCAUCAUCUUUCCCAGUCUUCUUCCAUAGCAUAACCCCAAACCCCGUCGUGCAGUUUUGCAGCAUCUCUCACAGGACAUCAUUCCCCAGCUCUGAUUCCUCAGUCCUUAGGACUGCCCUCAACUUUGCCUCCUCCCAAUCCAAAACUGACCAAGAACCAUUCCUUUUGAAAUCACUUUGGUGUCCCAUCUCUUGUAAAUAAUAUGUUCAAAACCUCUGAGGGCUGUUCUCCUCAUGGCAGGACAGCCCCGCUGGUUUUGGUUGGGGUUGUUAACCUUCAGCAGCCUGAAGAGCAUCCAGACUGUCCCAUUAUAUGCUGACUUAGAAGACCAUGCUUUUAAGUGAUGUGUGAGCAUAUGCUCACACACAUGCAUACAUGAAACAGCCGAGCUUGUUGGGGUGUCUUCUGCUGUCGAUGCAUUCCAGCAUCUCUCAAAGUCAAUAGGCUGGAGAGAUUGGCUUUGGAUGGCAGAGUUUACGCCCUGACCCACUGCCUAUCUGAAACCGAUUGCCUGUGACUCUGGCCCUGAGAACCAAAAUCUGCCCUUUGUGGAAUCAAAAGAAGCCCACAGAGUGAGAGUCCUCCAUCUGUGACCAUCAUGAGGAGCUCUGUGGUUGAGUACAAGGGAUGCAGCGAGGCUCUGGAGACCACGUGUAUCUGGACUGGUGUGAGGAUGAGUGAUAAGAAGGAAGUGGAAGGCUGUUGCAAGGACUGGGAGAAGGUGGAUACUGUACUGCAGAGGUUGGGUAAGGAGGUCUGCUGGGAUGUAUCUUGGAGGAAAGGAGUAGAGCAAUUGAAAUGUUGGUUGACGGUGAGGCUUGGGAGGAGGCUGGUCAGGAGAGUCAAUAUGAGCUUUAAUGGAGCAUUGUGGUUGGUUUGUGGUGGGUGCAAAGGGCUGGAUUAGAUAUUUUCUCCCCAUCUUCUUCGAUGAUUCUUCAGCAUAGAAAUGGGACUUGUUAAAACUAAUGACCCUCAGCUCUAAUUAUGGGUGGGAAUCUGCUGCUGCCCCUUGCCAGCAUCCUUGACACAUUGAGGCUUUUGGGAUCACUCCACAGGCAGCUGCUGGGCGCAGAGAGCCAAGAAAGAGGAGACGGAUUACUGCAGAGAUAAUAACUCAUGAUCUCAUGAAAACAGGAAGGACUAAUGAUUGCCACAGAGCAGCCUGAUUGCCAGACAGCAAGCACUGACACAGAUAAACAGGCCCACCACAAACCCAGAGCCAAACGAAGGAGACAUGAGGAAGAUUAGGUAAUAAUAUUUAUUACAUAGCUGGAGCUAUUCUUUCUGCAAGCUCAAUCCAUCUCAGCACCACAGGCUCUGUGUUCCACCAACACCAGCAAGCUGUAUUGAUUGUGGAUGCUUGAGCAGUAACACAUUUGUUUCAACAUGGUCUAAGUUUGGAAAGGUCCAGAUGUGAGCCACAUGGGAAUAGGUUACCAGCCCUUUAAAGGGCUGAGUGCUGGUACAAGAACUCUUGAACUUCCAACAAGAGUUUGUAUUUUCUCCUUGCAUGCCAUGAAAGGGAAGGAUAUUGAUGGAAAAGCUCUGGUGACCCUUUAAAGACAUUGAAGCAUUGGCUUGCUAUAGGAAUAAUAAGCAAAUAUCCCAAUGCUCAUGGUAAAAAUAAUAAUUACCUAGGAGGGGAAAAAAAGACCCCAAUGGGGAGAUGUAGCAAAGCCAGAUGUUUUCUGAAGGUCAAGGAGUGUGUUACACUGGCUCUUGUUGAGGGCUUGCACACUUGCAUGGUGAGAUAAUGAAAUGAACGCCAGAGUACAGUGCUUCAUGUUUCUACAGCCUGUUUCAUCACUGCAUCUAAGGGGAGACUAAGCAUCAGGACUGACCCAGAGCCCACUGAGGUGUGUGUUCGCACUCCUGGUACUGAGCUCCCCAACCCUACUGAAAAGCAAAUAUGUCUUGAGUGGGAAGCUGUUUUUCUCCCAUUUCAUCCUCUAAGCUGUUAGGCAGCCCCAGCAGAAGAUGAGGUUGGGGGAGAAGGGUUGUGGUGCAUGCUGGAUGUAUUUCCCUGACAACAUCAUCCUGCUCUCUUGCCCUCACACUAAAACACAGUCGGCUCUGGGGUAGAUUGCAGCAGCAAAUUUGGGAAUAGCUCCUUAUGCUGCUUUGGGUCUGUCUCAGUAAAACAGUGUAACUAUUGCCAAGAUGAAACUGAGCCCAACUCCAGGCUAGAAAAAUCUUGAACUGGACCAAAAGCCUGGAGAAAUCAAGUCAUAGCCCAUGCUCAGAUUGAAUUGUUUUCUCUACCUGGAAGAUGGGAGGAUCAACAAGUCCUAAAGUAUCCUGAAAGUGUGCAGACAAGGGAAAAGCAGCAGCAGUAGCCAUUUCUUAUGGUGCAGUGGCUUGACAGACAACACAGUGGUUUGGGAUGCAUUUUGCUGAGUCAGCACCCUGCACUGGGAUUAGGUGCAUCCAUUGCCUACUCCCACAUUGAAUCCAAAUUGUUAAUUAAGAUUGGAAAAGCCCUUUGAGGUAGUGGAGAAACUAGUUCCUUCCUCCACAUCCCACAAAAGUCUGUAUUUGGUAAGCACUGGCAUGAGAUGGCUCUUUUCCCAGGCUCAGACCCUCUCUUUUGAGCACUUGGUUUCAUGAGCAUCUUCAGUAACUGGCCCUUUGCAUAAAAAGUCUGGAAACAGAUGUUUUAUGACUGCAGGUUGCUGCUCCCUCCCUGCUUUGCAGCAAGACCUGUGUUUUCCCACAAACAGAUACAUUCCUCCAUUGUUUUCCCUGCUAAGCACCAAGUAAAUGUCCCCUCCAAACAAAGCAGCAGCCCAUAGACUCUAUGCAUGAGUCUAUCAACCUCUCCUGAAAGCCAUUAAGUAAUCAAUGGCUGCAGUGGAAAUAGUCAUUCCUGAUGCUGCUCAGCUGAUUACAGCAGUCCCUGAUGAUUAGUGUUUGUGCAGUAGUUAGUCUUAAACCAUAUUGAAAAGCAGCUGCUUUAAUUACAGGGACUGCCAAGAACUUUGUCCUGAAGGCACUGAGUUUAUCACAUCCACUCUAUACUUGGAUGCUCAAGUAUGACUGACUCCUUUGUUAGAAAUGAGUAUUUUAGGAAGCUGAGAACAUUGCCUUUUAACUGCAAUUAAAAUGGCUUGAGCCUGCUC